AUGGCUUCUAUACGUAAUAUUUUAUUAAUUUUUUUAUUGGCAUUGUUAUGUCUUUCAAUAAUAUCGCAACAACAUGCUGAAGAAGAAUCAGUUGCAGAUGGUUUUAUUGAAGGAUCUGCAUCAUAUCCAAAUAAUCCUGAUGAUGAAGAUUCUGAUGACGUUGAGGCAUCCGCUAUUCCACCUGCAGAUUUGAAACCAGCAAUACCAAUAGGAAAUGUUGUUGAUGAGACACAUACUUCUCCAGUAAAUAAAAUUGUAGUACCAAUAAAUGAUGAAUCAACACCAACAUUUAUAAAAGAAGACCAAAAUACAGGAGUUUCUAUUAUAGGAACAUCUACUUCAUCAUCAUUACCAACAGAAAGUCAACUUCUUUCAAUUAUUAAUAUAUUAAUAUUUGCAUCAAUUAUUGUAGUUAUAAUAGUAAUUGUUGUUGCAUGUUAUGCAUGUAAAAGUAGUAAUAAAGAUGGUUAUACACGAGGAAAUAAAAUGGGAGAAAGUAUUUAA
Messenger RNA from Strongyloides ratti, 504 nucleotides. RefSeq lists its product as hypothetical. The coding region runs from base 1 to 504 and encodes 167 amino acids. NCBI's taxonomy places the organism in Eukaryota, Metazoa, Nematoda, Chromadorea, Rhabditida, Strongyloididae. The record is from RefSeq and is a predicted model, not a curated record. The transcript has 3 exons.